This is a messenger RNA of Lodderomyces theae, 1200 nucleotides long. It is a transcript of the gene FOX3, whose product is annotated as Fox3p. Gene Ontology annotation, biological process: phenylacetate catabolic process; fatty acid beta-oxidation. The coding region runs from base 1 to 1200 and encodes 399 amino acids. The transcript has a single exon. The record is from RefSeq and is a predicted model, not a curated record. Lineage: Eukaryota; Fungi; Ascomycota; Pichiomycetes; Serinales; Debaryomycetaceae. Gene Ontology annotation, molecular function: acetyl-CoA C-acyltransferase activity. Gene Ontology annotation, cellular component: peroxisome.
AUGUCUAACAAAGUUACUCAACAAUCUCCAGAUGACGUUGUUAUCGUUGGAGCUUACAGAUCUGCUUUAACAAAGGGUGGAAGAGGUAAUUUCAAGGAUGUCAGUUCCGACUACCUUUUGAACAAACUUGCUGUUGAAUUCAUCAAAAAGACCAAAGUUGACCCAUCACUCGUUCAAGAUGUUGUUAUUGGUAAUGUCUUGCGUCCUAGAGGUGGUGACUUUGAACACAGAGCAGCAUUGUUGGCAGCUGGUCUUCCAUACACUACCCCAUUUGUCGCCAUCAACAGGUUCUGUUCUUCUGGUUUGAUUGCCAUUUCUGAAGUUGCCAACAAGAUCCGUCUUGGCGAGAUUGACUGUGGUCUUGCUGGUGGUGUUGAGUCUAUGUCGAAGGACUAUGGUCCAAACGCCAUCACCAAGUACGAUCCAGCUAUGGAAGACAAUGAAGAAGUUCAAAAGUGUCAAAUCCCAAUGGGUAUCACCAACGAAAACGUUUGUUCAAAGUUUGGUAUCUCUCGUGAAGAGCAGGACAGAUUUGCUGCAUCUUCUUUCAACAAAGCUGAAAAGGCACAAAAGGAAGGAAAAUUCAAGUCUGAGAUCUUGCCUAUUGAAGCUUUUGUUGAAGAGGAAGACGACGAUGACAAUGUCACCGAAAAAAAGAUUAUCGUUGAUCAAGAUGAAGGAAUCCGUAAUGGAGUCACUCCUGAAAAAUUAGCCAAGAUUAAACCAGCUUUCAAGAAGGAUGGUUCAACUUCUGCCGGUAAUGCUUCACAAGUUACCGAUGGUGCCGCUUUAGUCUUGUUGAUGAGACGUUCAUUUGCUGAAAAGCACGGGUACGAAAUCCUCGCCAAGUACUUGGGUACUUGGGUUGUUGGUGUCCCUCCAGAGAUUAUGGGAAUUGGUCCUGCUGUCGCCAUUCCAAAGGCUUUGAAAAAGACUGGUCUCAGUGUUGACGACAUUUCCGUCUUUGAAAUCAAUGAAGCUUUUGCUGGUCAAUGUUUGUACUCUAUUCAAUCGGUUGGAAUUCCAGAGGAAAAGGUCAACUUGAAUGGUGGUGCUAUCGCUUUGGGUCACCCAAUGGGUGCCACUGGUGCCCGUCAAUACGCAACCAUCUUGCCAUUGUUGAAGAAAGGUGAGAUUGGUUUGACCAGUAUGUGUAUUGGUACCGGUCAAGGUGCUGCUUCAAUCAUUGUUAGAGAAUAG